This is a messenger RNA of Amaranthus tricolor (Joseph's coat), 1111 nucleotides long. RefSeq lists its product as uncharacterized. The transcript is spliced from 4 exons. Bases 165 to 959 code for a protein of 264 amino acids. The record is from RefSeq and is a predicted model, not a curated record. NCBI's taxonomy places the organism in Eukaryota, Viridiplantae, Streptophyta, Magnoliopsida, Caryophyllales, Amaranthaceae.
AAAUUAGUGAAAGUUCAAAACUUGAAAAAACAACCUGAUCCCUAAUACCGUUUUUUCACACCAAUUAUUCCGCCAUCGGGCAUAGCUGAAAACCCUUGUUCGCCAUUGUUAUAAUCUUCUAACUUUUCAAUUUCUUCACUCUUUCCUCUCUAAACUCCAAAGAGAUGCCUUCAGAAGACGCAAAACCAGUGAAAAAGGAGGAGAUUGAAUACGACGAUGAUGAUGAUGAAAAGCCAAUUUCCGCUGUACGCAACAAGAACAAGAACAAACCUACUGUUUCUCCGACUUCUACUACUCCAAAGCAGAAAUCUCGAGUAAAGAAAGAAGUUUCAAGUGAUGAAGAUUAUGAUGACGACGAUGAUGAUGUUCCGUUGAAGAAACCCAAAAAACCUACUCCUAAAUCAGCUAAACCUAAAAAAGAGAAGUCUGCCUCUAAGAAGUCUGUCAAAAACGACAAGAAAAAAGUUAAGAAGAUUAAGGACGAGUUGAAAACGGGUGAUGGAAAGAAGAGAGAGAGAAAGGUGUAUAGUUUGCCUGGGCAGAAACGCGACCCUCCUGAAGAAAGGGAUCCUUUGAGAAUUUUCUAUGAAUCAUUGCGUGAACAAGUGCCCACCAGUGACCUGGCUGCUGUUUGGCUGAUGGAAUCGGGUUUACUUCCGAUGAAGGAAGCACUUCAGGUGUAUGAAAAGAAAAUGAAAAAGAACCCGAAAAUUACUUCCCCAACUAAGCCUGUGAAGUCAGAGACCAAAUCUGUGAAGUCGGAGGCUAAAUCAGUGUCUGCUAAGAAAAAAGUUGCUCCGACUCCAAAAUCAUCGAAUAAGAAGAAAGCAGAAACCACAAGCGCGACAACACAGUCGAAGAAACGCAAGGCUUCGAGCUCUGAUGAAGAUAUGAGCUUCGAGGAUGAGUCCGAAGAUGAGAUUCUUCCACAAGUUAAGAAGAGGGCCAAAGCGUAUUAGUCGACAAAAUUAGAGAUAAUUAUGGAAUCAGGCUAAUUGUGCAAUGAUUAUUAGAGAUGGAAUUACAAUUGUUUACCUUAAAUUGUGGUUGAUCCUAAACUAAUGUUUUUAAUCAAUAUUAGAUUGCAUCAAUGAAAAAGCUUUUUAUGGAA